AGAUUCCAUCGCAUCGGGUUGCAGGAUCCUGAAACUUCCGAGUGCAAAGUAACUUAGCGUGUAUCUGGAUAGAAGGAACAUGGCCCAGUCAGACAGCAUGGGAUUACCCUUAGGAACCAAGAAAGGAGCUUAAGGCUGAGAGUGUUUUAUCUAUUUUUGUGUUGGACUUGUUUUGGCCCAUGAUGUCUUCUGCGUGUUUUGGAGAGUCAGCCAUUGCAGCAAGGACCCCAAAGGAGAGCUGUGGUUGAUAAGGACCCAUAAUCGCGUAUCAUGUGUCGUGUUUAAUGUACUUAUUCUAUGCUCCAGUUUGGGAGAGUCGGUAGCAAAAAGGACCCCUUAAUUUGGGAGAUCUGUAUAUGGCAAGGACCCCUUAAUUUGAGAAAGCUGUAUAUGGCAAGGACCCUUUUUUCGUGUCCAGCCAGGCGCGUUUGUGUGGGCAGAAGCCCGUUGUGAAUCUUGUGCAAGCAUUACAUGGCUCAGCUAGGCAGCUUAAGUCAUGCCGACGAACGCAGGACAGUUUGGAGUCGUCCAGGGCAGGAGCAGAUGUUUGUGGAAAACAGAUCGGACAAACCUUGCACGAGCUAACAUGAGCCCCCGAGCAGUUUGCGCAUGUAGGCGGACUUGAUCUCGGUUUGGAGCAGACUGUAGUUUCAUGGUUUCCAGCGCCCUUCAGACACCUAGGGCCUUUUAGGCAGUAGUUUCUGGAGUGUCGGAAACCCUGACAAUUGAAGCAUUGGACAGGCUCCUGGGUCCUGUGCAUCCUUUCCACUUUGAUGGUUUGAUUGUCCAGAACUUUCAAAGUGCUCCUGUUGUCCUGUUUUUCAUACACUGGAUGAAACGGGUCUGAUACCCAAUUUUUCGGAGCUCGUCUAUGAACCAUGCAUAAGAAUUAGAAGGACGUAGAUGACGUAUAACUACAAGAAAACCCCUAUCAGCUUGCGCCUGAGUUUCGUCACUCGCCGCAGUCAAGUCAGAGGGAAUCGGACAGGAGUCAAAACGCUGUUUUGGCAGUCACACCAGUAGGGAUUUGUCAAGGAGCCAGGAAACAUUUGAGACAGUCUCAACCCUCAUCAUAGCUUCGUCAGCUGGAUCUGGACAGGGAGCACGAGACGCAUCUGUGGCAGAUAUGUAGUUUCGUCCCUCGCCGCAGUCAAGUCAGACACCUGGACACCCUGAAGGCGCUGGCAGACGAGUUCGAGGAGCUGGAGGAGCAACGGGAGAAGUUAAAAAUGGAAAACCACUCCCAGAGGACACAGAACCGCCCAGUGCCAAGGCCAAGGGCAGAGCAGGGUGCGGUGUGUAGGCGGUGCCAGGAGGACACGGAGGCAUACGCCGCAGGAACACGGAUCACCAGCCGAUCGCAGUGGAUUUAUACAGAAUCCGGCCAACGCGUGUCGCAGAUGCGGGGGCGCGGACCAUUGGACGAAGGAGUGCCGGAACCGGCGACUCACAUUCUGCUGGCGAUGCGGAAAGAAAGGCGUCCGAACGGUGGAGUGCUGUUCGGAAAACGCGCAACGAUCCCAGCCUCCGAGGGGCGGCCAGGGAUCGUAAGGUGCUGCCUCUCAAAAAUAAUGGGCGACCUGAAGGCGGAAGAAAUGCAACUGUCCGCCACAGUGCUCAUAGGUGACGCGAACGUUAAGGCCACGGUGGACACCGGCGCGACAGCGAGUUUCAUCAGCAAAGAGCUGGCUGACAGGCUGCAGGCGGCAGGAAAGGUUGGACCCACAAAGAGGCAAGUACGGAUGGCGGACGGUAGAUGCGGAGACGUAAAAUCGCAGCUAGAAAUUCAAAUCGGACUGGGCACAAGAAAAGUGUCAAUGGAGCUGCUGAUCCUCCCAGGAUUGAUCGACGAACUGGUGCUAGGAUGGAACUUCCUCUCCAAAAUCGGAGCCGAGGUGAAAUGCGCAGGUCACAGAGUGAUGAUACCGGCGAGGGACAGACACCGAGCAGUCGUGGAAGCCUCGACUUAAAGGACGGGUACUGGCAGAUAACGUUGGAGGCAGCCAGCAGGCAGUACACCGCAUUCUGGGAAAGACCUGUUUCAAUGGAAAGUUAUGCCUUUCGGUUUUUCAGGAUGAUAUAAUCGUCAACGGACGGACACUAGAGGAGCACAUGCGGAACCUAAAGGAAGUAUUCAGAAGACUGCGAGCGGCAAACCUGAAAGUAAACGCUGAUAAGUGUAAAUUCUUCAGGAAGGAACUUCAAUACUUAGGGCAUCGCAUUAUAGACCAAGGCAUCGGGACGGAUCCGGAAAAGGUAUCAGCGAUAGCAUUGCUAAAACCACCGGCAACUGCCAAAAAACUACGGCAGUACUUGGGAGUGGCGUCGUGAUACAGGCGUUUUGUGCCAGAUUUUGCCACGCUAGUGCAUCCGCUGAACUCCCUUCUCCGAAAGGGUAUCAAAUGGGAAUGGACCGACGACCACCAGCAGGCCUUUGAAGCUGUUGGGCCGCUUCCUCGGUCGAAACACGGGAACUCGAUGCUACUAGUGCUCAUAGAUUGGUUCUCGAAAUGGACGGAAAUAGUGCCAUUGCGUAGGGCUACCACAGAGACGCUGGAAAAGGCAAUCCGGGAAAGGAUUGUCUCAAAGUACGGCGUGCCGAAGGUCUUGAUCACCGAUAACGGGGUGCAAUUCACGAGCAGGGCGUUCAAGCGGUUCUUGACAGAGUUGGGAGUGCGGCACUAGUUCACAGUCCCGUACACACCACAAGAAAAUCCCACGGAGAGGGCCAAUAGAACUGUAAAAACAAUGAUCGCCCAGUUUGCCGGACAAAACCAGAGAACGUGGGAUGAGAAAUGGCCAGAAUUGCAGCUGGCCGUGAACACCAGUGUAGCCGAGUCCACAGGGUAUUCGCCGGCAUUCGUCACGCAGGGUAGAGAGCCCAGGUUACCGAGCGCGUUGUUUGAUGAAGAAACUACCGGCACAGGAAAGGAAACCCAGACCCCUUCGGAAAAUGUGAAAAAAAUAAACGAAAUCUGCGAGCUGGUCAGAUGGAACAUGGAGAAGGCGACGCAGGAUCAGGCGCGCCUCUACAAUCUCCGGAGGCGCCCUUGGAAACCACAGAUCGGAGACACGGUAUGGGCCAAGGAAUACCAUCUACCCAAGGCGACAGAAGGAUUCGCGGCGAAACGUGCCCCCCGAUACGAGGGACCGUUUAAAAUAAUUAAUUUGACUCUCCGGUUAUUUGCAACCUUCGGCAGGAACACACGGGCAAAGAAAGGAAAAUACACAUAAGCCAGUUAAAACCGCAAAGCAAAGAGGGGCAGUCUUAACAAAUCCGGCGUAUCGGAGGAGCACUGUACCCUAACCGAAGAAAGGGGGAGGACGAUACACGGUAUCGAAAGUAACGGUCAAGCACACACACACAAGCACACAUCAGGAGCGCGAGAGAGGGACAGGGAGGGCUAAAAAGCCGGGUUGCGUAGGAGUCGUGUACACGGAGGGCACCGUUACUUUGAAACAUUACACGGACACAGAGCGGAGAGCGAGUCCCGUUACACGUCUCCGCGAAUAACGGAACCGAGGAUACGCGGAAGAACCGAGGUUUCGUCAGCGACGGCGCUGCAUGAUUCAGGUCUUUCCAAACAAGAUAGUCAACAUGAGCGCACGCAGCAGUAACACCCAACAACAAGUGGAGCACGAGGUGAGUGAGGAGCGCGCCAGGGAACAGCCAGUGGCGAAGUGGAGACGGGACUCCGAUUCCGUCCUCCAGCUUCUGGCGUCCCCCCUGGUGUCGCGAUCCCCGUCACCGGUCAGCGAGGCUGACGAGGAGUCCACCGGAGAGAUCUCGGACGUGGAGUUGCCGUCCGAGGAGGAGGCCGCAGGCACGAACGCGACGGAGAUCGCAGAGAUCUUCGCCAUCUCCGAUGAGAGUGGACCGGAGGACGGGAGUGAGGAGGAGAAGGAGGGGACGGAGACCGUCAGUCCCGAGGUGUCCCCGGACGAGGACGACGCGGCGCGGCGAGCUGCGAGGGACCUGAUGGUCUUCCGCCGGUUGAGCCGGGCGACGGCAGGGCUCGGGAGGAUCUGCCUAGGGCAGAUACCACCGUCGGGCGAGCCCAAAGAGUGGGCUCGUAUAUUGGAGGCGCGGGCGGUCACUGUCCGCCAAUGGGAGGCCCGGCGGGUGGCGAGGAGGGCAGCAGUCGCCGCGUGGCAGCAGAGGCUGAGGGACGCCGAGGCAGAGGAGGCCGCACUCUGGGAGCCGCAACCGCUGCAGGAGCAGCCGCCACAGGAGCAGCCACAGCCGCCGCAGGAGCAGCUGCAGUCGCCGGAGGAGCAGAUGCAGCCGCCGCUACCGCCACCACGUGCGCCGACGCCCCCACCACCGCCACCCCCACGAUCGCCGUUGCCGCUGCCACGCUCACCAUCACCACCACCAUCGCCGCCGCCGAGGCAGCAGGAGUGGCACCUAACUUACCUAACCUAACGGCAGACCUCGUGUCCGGAGCCCCGAGCCCCACCGGCGAGGCCGAUGCUGCGGAGACAGCAGUCGGAGGGCGCGGAACCGUGGUCGGAGGUUCCGGAGGCGGAGUGGCCGGCGCGGGUGGCCGAAAAAGCGCGACGGCAGCGAGGCAGGCGCAGGAAGGCCAGGUGGGCCAAGCUCAUGCUGGACGGAGAACAGCGCUACCGAGUAAAGGUAGCAGGGGGCCGCGUGCGGGUGUUUAAGGCCCAAUAAAUCGGAUCCCAACAUUAUGCCCAGCAGUUGCUAUUUGGGUAGGGGAUCACAACACAGCACAACACAGAAAAAAAGAGUGGUCCGCCGCAGCAGCCGAUCGUGGAACGGGGGCGGUGAGGUGCGAGGGGGGUAACUUGCUGCCGCAAGGGUCUUCCGGGGCACGCGGUCCAGGGUCAGCACCCCGAGACAUGUCAGGGGCAUCAUGGUCAUGGUGUCGCUGUAAAGAAAAAAAGUUCUUAAUUAAAGGAAAAUUACAAGCAGCAAGUUUACUUACCAGUUUUUUCAAAACAACGAGGCCGUGAGGAAAUUAGGGACGGGGGCGCCACGCGAUAGGCGGUCGAUCGAUAGUUGCGAUCGAUGGGUACAAAAAAAAUACUGGAUUUCUCAAGAAACGGUCACACGGAGGUAACUUAAGACAACGGAAACGAUAACGAUAACGGCAACAACGAUGGCAAUGAUGGACCCACUAUCGAUAAGUGCGAUCGAGACAGGGUCAGUAGAGUGGCCAGACGACGAAUCGGAAUGGUGAUUUCAAACACGGGGAAAUGUCGGGGCGGGAAAUUCAAAUUCUACUCGGGGAAUUGUCUUAGGAACGAGAAGCAGUUUUGGGAAAGUUCAAGUCUUUCGGGGAACUGUCUGGGGAACAGGCUAACGCAGCACAGCCAUGGGAAGUUAAAGGUCUUUCAGAACGCUGUCUGGGGGGAGUUUUACGAGGACAGUUUAGGGAAAAUUGAAGUCUUUUGGGGAACUGUAUGGGGUCACGAGGAGAACGAGUUUGGCGGGGAAUUUGAAUGAACGAACAACAGGGGCGGAGAGAUCACCACUUUCAUAACAUUUCCGAAGAAAGGGGGAAAUGUGAGGAGUCUUAAAACUCCCCACAAAUUCCGAGGCAGGAGAGCUGCAUAGCAACAGCGAAGGAGGCGAGAAUGCCGGAGGAGUCAAGGGCAACAAGGUCAAGCAGUAAACAACGGAUCUUGGACCCGGGCAAAGCGGAGACACCGUGAAAUAACGGUACCACGCUGGACAUUGGAACCUCAAGGGCAACAGGGUCGAACGGUUAAUUGGCGGACUUCGGACCCGCACAAAGAGGACGCACCGUGAACUAACGGUGCGGCAAUGGACCUUGGACCCGAUCACGCGAGCUGGAAAAGGGAAAUAACGGGACCAUCACAGGCUAUAAAAGGCGGCGCAAGCGCAGCACACAAGGAAGUAAUAGUGCGAGAAUCAAAUCGAGUGCGUGUACGCGAGUACCAGGAUCAAGAUCGCAAAGUCGAGACGCCGAACUACUGAGAGUCUACAAGGCUGAGGCUCAGGGAGUCCUUGCGUGGAGUCUGCGAUAUAGUUUGCUGGGCGAAGAGGUCGAACCUAGUUCAACCUGCUAGGCGAUACAACUUGCCGACACAAUCCGGACCAACUUAGGGAGCCUGCGAUAAAGGUGGCUAGGCGAAAAGGCAGAACCUCGUUCUACCUGCUGGGCGAAACACACCACGUCACGAGUCAGAUACCAGCAAGCAGUCGACGACGAGGAGCGACGCCGCAGAGGACGACGACGAGGAGCAGCAGCAGCUGAAGAGCCGCGAGGCUUGUAUAAGGAGACGAAUAAAGACAGUUACGAGGCCAACAGAACUCUGGCGUUAUUCUUUGGUCAAAGGCAAUCACCCAAUAUAAAUUUGGUGGAACGAACCCAUAACCUCUCUGAGCUAGCCGCCCGUUAACGUAGCGAGCGAGAAUACAUAGAAAUCAGGUCGUUACAGUUUUUAUAAUUUAUAUAUAUUUAUACGCAGUCUCAUCCCUCAUCAUAGCUUCGUCAGCUGGAUCUGGACAGGAGCACAAGACGCAUCUGUGGCAGAUAUGUGUAGAUUUUAAUUUUUUU
This is a messenger RNA of Drosophila gunungcola (fruit fly), 6548 nucleotides long. Its product is annotated as histone-lysine N-methyltransferase SETD1B-like. NCBI's taxonomy places the organism in Eukaryota, Metazoa, Arthropoda, Insecta, Diptera, Drosophilidae. Bases 3566 to 4426 code for a protein of 286 amino acids. The record is from RefSeq and is a predicted model, not a curated record. The transcript has 9 exons.